This is a messenger RNA of Uncinocarpus reesii 1704, 582 nucleotides long. RefSeq names its product protein rho5. Gene Ontology annotation, molecular function: GTP binding; GTPase activity. Lineage: Eukaryota; Fungi; Ascomycota; Eurotiomycetes; Onygenales; Onygenaceae. The coding region runs from base 1 to 582 and encodes 193 amino acids. The record is from RefSeq and is a predicted model, not a curated record. The transcript is spliced from 5 exons. Gene Ontology annotation, biological process: small GTPase-mediated signal transduction.
AUGGCUGAGAUCCGACGAAAGCUUGUGAUUGUUGGUGACGGUGCUUGUGGAAAGACUUGUCUUUUGAUUGUGUUCUCCAAGGGCACUUUCCCUGAGGUCUACGUCCCAACCGUCUUCGAAAACUACGUUGCUGAUGUCGAAGUCGAUGGGAAACAUGUCGAGCUCGCCCUUUGGGAUACUGCUGGACAGGAAGACUACGACCGUCUUCGCCCCCUCUCCUACCCAGAUUCCCACGUGAUUCUCAUCUGCUUCGCCAUUGAUUCUCCAGACUCUUUGGACAACGUUCAGGAGAAGUGGAUCUCUGAAGUUCUUCACUUCUGCUCUGGCCACCCUAUCAUUCUUGUUGGGUGCAAGAAGGAUUUGCGUCACGACCCCCGCACUAUCGAAGAAUUGCACAAGACUUCUCAGAAGCCAGUCACUCCCGAGCAGGGUGAGGAAAUCCGCAAGAAGAUCGGUGCUUACAAAUACCUCGAAUGCUCUGCCAGAACCGGCGACGGUGUCCGUGAAGUUUUCGAAUGCGCCACCCGUGCUGCCCUUUUGGCAAAGACCGAGAAAAAGAAGCCCCGCUGCCGGAUCUUGUAA